Molecule: messenger RNA, 1424 nt
Organism: Ochotona curzoniae (black-lipped pika)
Lineage: Eukaryota; Metazoa; Chordata; Mammalia; Lagomorpha; Ochotonidae
Gene: TMEM150A
Product: transmembrane protein 150A
Exons: 7
Coding region: 65-880 (271 amino acids)
Biological process (GO): protein localization to plasma membrane
Source: RefSeq, a predicted model, not a curated record
CCUUCCUCCCUGCCUACCUCUUGUCCUCCCCCCCAUACCACCACCACCCUGGCUCCCCUCCCUCAUGACCGCCUGGAUCCUCCUCCCUGUCAGCCUGUCUGCCUUCUCCAUCACCGGGAUAUGGACUGUGUAUGCCAUGGCCGUGAUGAACCGCCACGUGUGCCCUGUGGAGAACUGGUCUUACAACGACUCCUGUUCUCCUGACCCCGCUGAACAAGGGGGCCCCAAGACCUGCUGUACCCUGGAUGAUGUCCCCCUCAUCAGCAAGUGCGGCACAUAUCCCCCAGAGAGCUGCCUCUUCAGCCUCAUUGGCAACAUGGGUGCUUUCAUGGUGGCCCUCAUCUGCCUUUUGCGCUACGGGCAGCUCCUAGAACAGAACCGGCACUCCUGGGUUAACACCACUGCGCUCAUCACGGGCUGCACCAACGCCGCGGGCCUUGUGGUGGUCGGCAACUUUCAGGUGGAUCAUGCCAAGUCUCUGCACUACGUUGGCGCUGGCGUGGCCUUCCCCGCGGGGUUGCUGUUUGUGUGCCUGCACUGUGCCCUCUCCUACCACGGGGCUGCCACGCCCCUGGACCUGGCUGUGGCCCACCUGCGAAGUGUGCUGGCUGUCAUCGCCUUCAUCACCCUGGUCCUCAGUGGUGUCUUCUUUGUCCACGAAAGCUCGCAGCUGCAGCAUGGGGCGGCCCUGUGUGAGUGGGUAUUCGUCAUCGAUAUCCUCAUUUUCUAUGGCACCUUCAGUUAUGAGUUCGGGGCCAUCUCCUCAGACACACUGGUGGCUGCGCUGCAGCCUGCCCCUGGCCGGGCCUGCAAGUCCUCCGGGAGCAGCAGCACCUCCACCCACCUCAACUGCGCCCCCGAGAGCAUUGCCAUGAUCUGAAGCCUGAGGAGGGUGGCUGGCCUAGCCUCCGCAGCAACACCCCUGCCCCAUUCCCUGCAUUUAUUUUGUACCCUUUUUUGGGGGAAAAGUAUUCUGUCAGGAUCUGGGCUCCUCACUUGCGGAGAAGUGGGCAGCCCGCAUCUACCUGUGCCAUAGAGGACCAGUCCCUGCUGGCUGCCUCACCUGCAGGACCUGCUCCCCCACACCAAGGAGACAUUGUUCUGUGUUGAAAGAUCACCUGUCCUCACUCACCCAGCCAGCCCUUCAGGUGCCUUCUACCUCCAGUGCCCGAGCCAGAUCACUGGGGGUUUCUGCUGCAGGAAUCGGGGAGGGGCUAGGACCAACAGGUUGGUGGGGAGGGGAUUAAGGUCUAGUGGGGGUUGGGGCACAUCUUAGUUGGAUGGGAAAGCCCACUCUGGGCCCACUGAGCUACACUGGGAUUCUUCACUCUGCCUCUCACUUCCUUUAAGGCAAAUAACACAGCAGAACCACGUGGGUAUUUUAGUACUUUUUUUUUAUACCUAUUAAAAAGAACUCUAAUUUG